Molecule: messenger RNA, 3189 nt
Organism: Esox lucius (northern pike)
Lineage: Eukaryota; Metazoa; Chordata; Actinopteri; Esociformes; Esocidae
Gene: dact3a
Product: dishevelled-binding antagonist of beta-catenin 3a
Exons: 4
Coding region: 240-2432 (730 amino acids)
Biological process (GO): negative regulation of canonical Wnt signaling pathway
Cellular component (GO): cytoplasm
Source: RefSeq, a predicted model, not a curated record
GACAGCUGCGGAAUUGGAAUGCUGCUACAGAGUGUGCGAGUCGGGCGGCUUGGUUCGGUUAUGCCUAUGAUGUCGCACAGCUGUAUAGAUUGCUGUCGCUGCUUUGCAUUUAACAUGGCUAUCAAAAUCAAAUAUUUCACUUACUUUAAAAUGAACUGUAUUUAGCCUUACUUUUGUACUAGUAGAAAGGAGCGGACAAAGGCUGAGAAAAGAUCUAAGAGCAAAGAGCAAGAAGAAAAAUGUAUCGAACGUUUUCUUUCCCAAUGACAGCGGAACGCAGUUGGAAUAAGGAGCGCCUUGAAGCUAGUUUGGCCGGACUAUGUGAGUUGGAGCUACUGAAACAAAGGCAGGAAUGCCUGGUGCUCAGUGCCCUGUCCCUCGGAGACCUUGCCCCAGGUCGCCCGAUUUGGAGCGACCUCCAGCCGUCCCGGCCCUCCCCUGACACGGCUAACUGUGCGCCUGACGACUUGUGUUACAGGCGCAAGCCGAGUGGUCUACAGUGUACUCCGUGGGGUCUGAUGGUAUCUCUGGAGCAGCAGGUUGGGGAGCUGAAGGUGGAUAAACAGACUAACGGAGUGGAGCCUCCUGGUGAUGUGGUGGACAGUCGCCCCAGCUCAGGAUUCUGUGAGCCGGGUGAAGUCCUGUCUCCUGUUGGCCUCUCGGAUUUCUCUGGGUUUGGACAGCUCUCCCCAAGUGUUUCCCAAGACAUCCGCAUGGCCUUCCCUAAUGACAGGCUCAAAUCAGCCGGGGAAGUCAUUGGGCCAAGUCGGGAUGGUCCACCAGACUCCGGGUCUCACACUACGGUCCCCCGCUCCGUCUUGGCUCCCUACCCCUCCCUGGAGGGCAUUGCUGAGGGGGCAAGCGGGGACGAGGCCUGGCCCUGGGACCCCACAGAGGGGCCUAGAGGAGGUCUGGAGGUGAGGACUGAGGCGCCGGAAGGGGAGCCCACUGAGGACGACUACCGGCAGGCCCAGCGGGUGGAGACCUAUAUCCUGGGUCUGAUCCAGCGGCGCGCCCUGCCACCUCGGCCCUGCAAGCCCCGCACCAGCCUGGGCCUACACGAGGCCCGCACCGCCAUCACUGUGGUCCGCCAGAGCAGCCUCUGCCGCAAGGAGCCCCAGCCUCCACCAGCCUCCAUCCCUGAGCACCAGCCCCACUACUACCACGCCCCGUCUCCCCCUGAGGGUCACACUCCCUCCUGGGCCUGCCACAGCCCGGACCAGGAACCUUACGCAGGCAUGGCCCUGCUUCCAGAGGACCCCUCCCUCCACCACCACCAGCACGACCACCCCCACUACCCCCAGCACAGGGUCAGGCAGCCCCCCCUGGCUAACACCCGCUCCGCCUCCCUGGACUACCCCUGCAGUGGAGCUCCACCCCAGGACCCCAGCAGCAGCGAACCCGACUCUCCCCAGCACUUCCACCGCGGCUACCCCGCCCUUCCACCGCCCCGUUCGCCACCGUCUCCAGAUGAGCAACUGGUCAACGCCCAAUACAUUCCGGCCCAACCCGUCCGGACUCCCACUGCCAGGCCCUCUGGGCACUCCCAUUCCCACAGGACGUCCCCCGGGGGGCCCAAACCCAACAGGGACGCCUAUUCCCCAGAGAGGGGCUCCCGGGAGCAUUCAGCCUCACAGCAGCUGCAACACGCCAAGUCUAGGGCCGCCCCCAAGAAGUGUCGCUUCAGCGAGGAGAGGGAGAGAGAAAAGGAGCGGGAGAGAGAAAAGGAGCGGGAGAGAGAAAAGGAGAGGGAGAGGGAACGGGAACGGCCUGGAGGUUCCAAGAAGCCUGGAAGACGGGCCUGCAGGUCUCAGUCCGAGAACAGCCUCAAUGGGCAGCGGGGCGUCCCUGAACGCAGGUACAACACAGUGGACCGGGACGGGGGUGGUUCCGGUUCAGGGAGCGGCCGCGGCGGCCAGUCCAAGGGGAAGAAACCCCCGCCGGGCGGGGCCGGCUACCGGCGCUGGCGUUCCACGCUGGAGCUCAGCCAGGACGAAGCUGAGCAGCCUCCGCCGGCUCCCGCCGCCGACCAGGGCCCCAGACGCAGCCGCAAACCUCGGCCGCCUCCCCAGUCCUACGCCUACGUCAACCCCCAUCACCACUUCCACCACCCUCAUCUAGAGUACCUGGACCGAGAGCGCUCGCCCCCGUGUCGUCCUGAAGAGGGCUACCCCCAUCCAGGUCAGGGCGAGUCUGAGUCCAGUCUGAGCGAAGCCGACUCCCCGGCCUCCAGUUCGUUGUCCAGUGACUCAGACGAGAGUGGGGGCCUGGUGUGGCCCCAGCAGCUCCCCCCUCAGCUCGCGUCCCCCCCUGCUCCAGCAGGAGCUCCCCUGCAGCCCAAAGCCUUCAUCAAGAUCAAGGCCUCGCAUGCGCUGAAGAAGAAGAUCCUGCGCUUCCGCACAGGCUCCCUCAAAGUGAUGACCACUGUGUAGACGUCAGAGCAGUGAUGGAUAGGACACUUCAGAGACGACACCAUCUAACAGUCCAUACGUAUAAACGUGCAUAGACUCUUGUGAUUUCAGUGUAGCCUUUGCGGGCAUCAGGUCAGCCAGCACCCCUCCUGAACAAGCACACUGAGCUAAACUUGAGCUCUGAACUCUGGUCCCAGAUUGAUGAUCACUUCUGCUGAUGACUUAUCCCAGCCAAGAGGGGUGUGAUACUAGACAUCCUAUGCUUGAGUGGGGGGCCUUGGGGUUGCUAAAGUGGAAAUAGGAUUGGCACUCACAAACGAAGCAACCCCACCCCCCUCCCCGAAAAUAUAUUUCCUCCCCCUCCAAGAACGGUCCUCCCCCUCCCGACUGACGAGGACUGAGAGCGUGACCUGUAACCCCAUGUCUGGUGAACGGUGACUCAGCAUCAAUGUUGUCUGUAUCCUGGGUUCCAUUCCCACUGCAUUGCAGAAAUGUCAUGGUGUCGACUGAUGAAUACAUGCCACUGCUUUAACUGCGUAGUGCAGUGGGGCUGCAGAAGCCGGCAUCAGGGUCGGUCGUGUUAACUCUUAUUACGUUGUUAGCUGAUAUCCAGGCACUGGGAGAUCUGACAGCAGUCUGCAAUGUGAUAUGGUACAUGGCCCUUCUUCUGCACAUGCCCACCUGUGAGUUGGAGUGGACACGCGUGUAUUUAUGAAUGUAGUCUGUAAAUAAAUAAAAAAAAGUGCUGGGACCAUGGAACAUUUAGGGACCAAAAUGG